UGAUUGCAUUAUUUGUAUUUGGCUGUUAACAUUUCCCCUACGCUGGGCCUCAGGUGGAGUGUGACAGGUAAUGCUUGAUUAAGCUGACUGCUUACCAACACGAAUUGUUUGACAAUGGAGGACGGGCUGAGCUAUAACAGGGCGAAACGUGAAUGUUCGAAGAGUUUUGUAGAGACAUCGUAAGCAAGCACAUGCAAGUUGUCAAUAAUUCUAAAUGACCAUUUCUUUGCACGCUGAUGUCAUGACAGCAGAUGAAAAGCCAGAAUCCAGCCAUGAAUAUAAUUUUUUUCUCGAUAGACAACUUCAGAACAAACUUUUGGAUUUCGACGAACAGGAUAUAGACUCUAGAUAUUUUCAAAAUGUCAAACUUGACGGGAAGUCUUAUAAAGCUCAGGUUCGAAACGAGGAGGUUACGGGAUGGAUUUAUGAUCCAAAAAAUAAUUUCAGAAAACCUGAAAAAGAAAAUAGUAAACAACAAAAAGAAUUUAUUCAACCCUGGAAAGACUACAAGGCAAGACAACAAAAAGAUGAUUCGUUCAUGUUUAGACAUUAUGGGGAUCUGAAGAAAUAUAUUCAACAAUAUCGGCAAGAGCAUUCAUAUGCAAAUGGAUUUCGCCCUCCCGGGAUGACAAAGUCGGAUGUUCCCAUUGGGGAGCUCCGGAAAUAUCUUCAUCACCAUUCUGCUCCAACCCCAAGUGCUGGUGCUAUACAAAAUCAAAUCUCAACACAAAGUCAGUCUUCAACACAGACUCAGGUUUCAACGGUUUGUACGCAAUGUACAAAUACUAAUGGCAGUAAUCAACAGUUAAUAACUGCCUCCAUGUACUAUACAAAUCGGAAGGAUAGUUUAGUUUCUCUACCUAACGGUGCUUCUGUCAGUAACCCUCGUACAUCUAGCAAUCACAGUCACGGACAUCAGUGUAGCAAACACAAUCAUGUUCAUAUUAAUCCGGAUCAUGCUUACAAGUAUAAACUAGCCCCUGAUGCUGCAUGGCGUUCAGAUUCUGUUCAAUCUUCAUGUGUAGAAUCAGAUCGUAAUGAGGGUGUGAGAACUCCAAGAAUAAACUCAGCAAAAGGGGAUAGAGGGAAAUCUCCUACAAAAGUCAUGGUUCCUGCUGGUGCUUCAAAUGGACCCCAAAAAGGCCAUCCUUUACAAACUGUCACAGUGGCAUGGAGACUGCCAAGUCAAGCAAGACAAUCGGGAGCGGACAACCAUGUACAGACUAACAGCACCUCCAGAACACUAGAUACACUUGCCUGUGUAGCGGCUGAAAAACAAGUCGAGCCUGAUUUUCCUCCUGAUGCCGCGGGUCUCACCUGGUGUGAGAGACUAGAACUACUACGAGCAGUCAACAAAAAACCAGAAAAAGUAAAACCGAAACCUCCCAGAAUACGAUUCUUCAAGGAUCCUCCCAAAGAAGACCAAGAAUGUUCUGCUCCUCUCAUCGCCCAAUCUACUCGCGCUCAUCUUUACGAACAACGGCGAAUGAAACAUCUACUGGAACAGGCUAAAGUCAAAGGCACAGAUCAGUUCGUAUGGUUGACAGACAGCGUCAGGUUUCGUGGAGUAUCCUCAGACAAUUCUAAUUCUUCUGACGACGACUCGGACGAAAUAUGUAGUGGGUCUUCAGGGUCGCGAUGCACGUCCACAAAGCCAUACGGUCCUGGUAUGGACGUGCAUAAUGCCGAGAAUGCUUUGCUGCAGCGGUACAAUAUGCCGUCAGUGAAGGGAGGCGGAUGGAAAAUGACCCCAUACCCUAUUACCAUACGUUCUCGAACUACCUUGUUUCAGAACUGAACAUGCGUAUGUGAUAUUUGUACAAAAUUGUGAUUUGCAUGUACUAAUGUUUAUUCGUCUUUACAACACUUUCCAAUUGUUACUCGUCUAUUAAUCCAUAUUUAUAGCAUGAAUACAAAUUUUAAUGAUUAAAAACAAGGACGUUCAAUUCGGUCGUUUUUUAUACACGUUUGUUGAAUGUUUUAAUGGGCUAUUGCUCUAUCUUAUUUGCCAAAUAUACUUUUCAAUUAUCUUUACCAAAUUAGCUGUUUGUUGUUUGCGCGAAAGUGUCAAAACAGUCCAAAUAGCGGUUUCUAAGUUUAGUCUGGGUGUAGUAAGAAAUUAUUUACAAUCAUGAGUAAGAAUACUUUAAUGGUAUUUUGUUUUAAUUUGUAUAAAGCUCAUGAAAUUCUUGAUAUUAUGAAUACUCACAACAAACUAGGUGCUAUUGAUUUUCUACUUCACCUGUUGUCAAAAGAUUAAGCGUCUGGAAUGCAUUGACUUGCUACUGUAGACAGUUUUGUUGUGAUCUAUUCAUAUUUAAUCAAUUGCAUAUUGUCUGCUUCAGUAAUAAUAAUUUUUGUGUAUUGAUAAAAGGUAUCACACACCAUUGAAAAAUCAAGACCUGAUAUCAAUAUUUGUUUUAAAAAUGUAAUCUCAUUUGACAUCCGUGCCAAAAUUCCAUGCUGUCCUUAUGAUGUCAAGUAUAAUUUUUGUUGCAUAACAAAAACAAAACAUAAGUAAAUGUCUAUAAGACUUCACAAUGUUUAUGUUAAAAUAACCUUUUGUUAAUAUUUGUAUUUUCGUAUUAUCAUAGAGGACAGCGAAUAUGUUUAAAAACAACUCUGUGCUCCUUGAAGCAAUUAAUCAUUAGUACAAUAAAUGCAGAAAAAAAUAACUAAACAAAACAAUAGAUAGAUAAUCCACAAAUACAACUACAUGAAACACAUUUAUCUAUUUACUCAAACCCAACGCGUGUAUGAUGCUACGGAAAUUACAGAAAGAUUGGAGAAGGUCCAUGUCCUUAAUUGUCCGUGUCUCGUUACAUCUGGUCGACCUCUAGGUUGAGUUAUAUAAUUUCGUCAUAUAACAGUUAAUCAAUGCAAGUUUUUUACAGUGUCUACCAUGCUAUAAUUGUAAACUUUUCAUGCGUCAAAUGCGCAGUAUGAGUAGUGUGUCCUAUGCCUAAUACACAAUAUAAGUUGCCACUGUGUGCAUAUCCAGUGAUCUCCUGUUUUAAGUUUUGGUGAUACAAACUGUUGAACAAAAUGUUUGGCGAAUGAGCAUUUGAACAAAGCUUGAGAUUGAAAUGAGGUCGAAAAGAGUUAACUGUUUGUAAGAAAACUUACUGGAAACGAUGUUAUUGAAUGUCGUUUUUGUAUCAUUAACUCAAUGGCAUUAAACGAAAGUGGUGAAUGAUUGUUACAUAUAACAUUCCAAGAGUUCUCUAACCAUGUAUUAUGAUAUAAAAUAAAAGCAUGAUAUCAAAAA
Molecule: messenger RNA, 3268 nt
Organism: Mizuhopecten yessoensis (Yesso scallop)
Lineage: Eukaryota; Metazoa; Mollusca; Bivalvia; Pectinida; Pectinidae
Exons: 4
Coding region: 215-1798 (527 amino acids)
Source: RefSeq, a predicted model, not a curated record